GCUCGAAACUCGCUUUCGUCUGGUUCAAGUUCAAGUUGUUAAAGGGAGAAAGGGGGGACAACAUUUGUUCGAUUUCAAUGCUCCGGUAACGAUAUAAAGUGCGUGUUCUGAAUUAUCAAUGCCGUUGCACUACUUACGUCUGGGCUCUUGUAUUCUUCUUCUUUACCAACUGUUGGCAUGUCAAAUAUGCCUGGUCGGUUGGACGAAAUCUUCAAUCCUGUGCUUCUACUGCCUUCCUUAUUUCAACUUGACCGGGCAAGUUCGUUCUGAUCAAGCGCUGGAAGUUAAAAAGAGUCUUCCUGCUUGGUCGAUGUGGGUGGUGAUGCAUAUGCAUGCAGCUUGUCGAACUACUUCCGAAAGAGCUUGCUAUAAAAUUUGACGACAUUGCAGAUGAAGCCAACAGCAGAAGGGGGUGGAACUGAGCCGCCGUUGUUGCUCGUGCUCCUCCUUUUCCUCCUUUUCAACUACAAUCCUGCAACCGGCAAAGAUAAA
This is a messenger RNA of Guyanagaster necrorhizus, 492 nucleotides long. RefSeq lists its product as uncharacterized. The transcript has 2 exons. Lineage: Eukaryota; Fungi; Basidiomycota; Agaricomycetes; Agaricales; Physalacriaceae. Bases 119 to 379 code for a protein of 86 amino acids. The record is from RefSeq and is a predicted model, not a curated record.